AUGCGCUUCCCGCUUCAAGCCACCCCCUUCGGGACUCCAUUUCCCAGUGUGCAACGCGCCGCUGAGAUGCGCUACCUUAGAGAGCGCUUCUUUCUCUCCGCUCCCCCGCCUCCUGAGGAAAAGUCUGCGCGCGCACGUGCCCGGCGCCUCUCCGGAAGCGCCUACAUUUCCCAUGCUGCCCCGCGGCCGCCCCACGCGUUUGUGAGGGAGGGAGGGAAAAAAAAACCCGCGCCGAGGAGGCGCGUCACGUGGCUCGUGCUAUAUAAAGGGAGGCGCUGCGCCGGCAGCCCUAUUGUUAUCGCCGAGCCGGAGCCGAGGAGGCCGGUGGUCCUCGCCGCCCGGGGCUGUCGCCUGCCAGAGCCGCCCCCACCGCCGCCGCCCCCACCGGUUUCCCUCUCCCUCCCCUCCCGAAGCACGGCGCCGCUGCUUGACUCCCGUCCCCCCCUGACCCUGGGGGAGCUUCGCCCUGCAGCCCCGGCCUGUGCGGAGGGAGGGGAGGAGGGACCGGCGGGAGGGAGGAGGAGCCCCCACCCGGUGAGUGAGGGGCCGCCGGGCCCGGGGGGGGCGCUGCGGGGGGGCGGGGGGGGCAGAGGGAGGUCAGAAGGCUCUUCAUCCUCCCUUCAUAUAUAUAGAUAUAGAGCAUCCCAGACCAUAAUGAUCUCUAUACUGUAUGUAGAUACCUGAAUAUCUAUAUCUAUCUAUCUAUCUAUCUAUCUGGUUUGAAGGCAGUAGAUUUCACUCAUUUCUUGAGGGGAGCUCCCUCAGCCUUAUUCUCCCUACUUAGAUUAUUUCUGCAGUUCCUUAAUUAUAAUUAUAGCAUCCCAGGACCAUAAUUAGACUGUAUGUAGAUAUCUAUAUCUGGUUUGAAGGCAGUGGAUUUUACUCACUUCUUAAAGGGAGGGGAGCUCCCUCAGCCUUAUUCUCCCUACUUAGAUUAUUUUGUAGUUGCUUGAGAUUUCAGAAAGGGGGGGGUGAGAACCCCUUUAUCAUCCCCCCCUUCCUUAUCAUCUCCUUCCCCAUCCCUUUUCAGUCCCUCCCUGAAGCUAAAGGCUACUUCAUGAAGAAGUGAUUAUUGUCUUUUAACUCUUUUUUUUUUUUACAUUGCAGGGCUGGGGGGUGGACUUCCACUUUCAAAUGGCAUGCUGGCUGCCCACCUUUUUGGGGGGAUGCAGGGCUUACCUACCCAGCUGGGUUGAACUAGGCCCCGCUCCUGAACAUUGAGGCAUCAGGUUGCUCCUUUCCCUCUGUCUUGCCCCUCCCUCCCCGCCAUAAUCACAUCUUAAAAGAUGCCUUUUAAUGCAUGUGAGACAAAGAGAGAGCUGUUGUGUCUAUUAUCCUGAGCUGCGUUAAUAUUAUCUUUGAAAUUGCUAAAGAAUUCAACUUAUUUCAAGUUUACCUCAAUAGCCCCCCCCCUCCUCCUCCCACACAGGUGUCUUGCCUCUAGUUGCUGCUUUGGUAGAUGUUCAUCUAUCUCAAGAAGAACUCAGCAACCAUCUCUUGAUACAGCAGCUAUGCGAAUGCACACCCAAGCUGGGCUGAUUGAAAAGGGCAGGUGCUUCUGAAAAGAAGUAUUUUGUUCUUCCUUAUGGCAUUGAGACCUUUUGUGGUGUAGAGUAAGGACUUAAUCUAAGGUACUGUACCGUUCGUUUGAGGUGGGGCUUGCGGAUAUGUGACUAGAGAAUCUUUGGGGCCUUCAUGUGAUGCUUCUUAGAGAGAUUAGCUUAAUGGCUAUUCAAUCAAAGAUGGAUAUAUAUGCUGUUCUUGGUUUUGUGGCCUAGAACGGGGAAAUGUUAUAUGGGCUUACUGGAUGAGAUAAGAAUAUGACAUUCAUGGGGGACUUUUCCUGCUUCAUUGAUGGAGUUCAGAGUGAUGUUUCGGACAUGUCAGGCAGUGAUCUUUUAUUCUUGAGAUUACAUUAGAAAUGGUUUGUCAGAAUCAAGGUGGGCUCAUAUGCUUUGAGGUUUAAUAUUAAGAACAGUAUAAUGGAAGUUUGGCCUUGAAGAUCAAGUGUUUUAACGCCAGUUGAAUCCCAGGCAAUUCCUGAAUACAAUGUGCAUUACUUUUCUUCCCAGCAUUUGAAGGCUCUUGUAAGCCUUUUCUUUAGAAGGUUCUGGAAAGUCUCUCUCUUUCCCCGCCUUAGAUCGUCCACCUCCCCAUGACCAAGCUAUGGGGUCAGAUGUGAGAAUACCCUAUUAGUUAUUUUUAGCAAGAGCGAAGGUCGUGAGAAAUGGAAUGGCAUUGUCUUACUGACUUGCUGGCACUUCCUGAGUUGAGAUGUUUCCUCCCCCUCUUUCAAUGUGAUACAUUAAAGGUCAGCUGCCCCCUUUCACUGGAAUGCUGCACUGGAUAGAUUCUUCUGUGUGUAUUUUGAUGAGGUUUGUAUUUUGAUGAAAUCUUCCUUUUUGAAAUGGAGCUGGGGGUGUGAGGAAAAUCUUAAUAUCUUGAAGAGUCAUUUCGUUAAGCCUGGAAAACACAGUGGCCUCUUACCUCAGCUUGUCAUUGAAUGUGUUGGAGCCAAGUGCGUAAAGGUAGAUUGCAAUAGGCUCAUGAUUAAGGUUCCCCAAAGUUAGUGGCAAUACAAAACACAGCCCAGUCAUCAGAUGUUGCAUGAAAGCCAAUGGUAUAUUCAACCAAAAGCAUAGACUUCUGUACAGGGUUCCACAAAGUUUGAAAAUUGCUCAGCCCUGCAUGAAGUGAUGGAGAACUUGAGGGAGUGGCAGUGGUGGUAUUUCUCAUAUCAUGGCAUGAAGUGAGAAAAUUUCCCCUCUCCUCGCCUUCCACAUUAUGAGUGUUCAGUUGUGGACAGAGAACUCUGGGAGGGUUUUCCUGCCACGCUUGUGCAUAAAUACAUUUGCCAGGGAACUGAUUCCCUGAUUGCCAGUGACAACAACCUAAUAAGCCCUGUUGGCAUAAUACAACCAUCACCGACCUGGUUCCCUCCAGAUAUUGCGCUCCAUCAACUGUAGCCAGCAUAGCCAAGCCAUUGGUCUGGGAUGAUGGGAAAUGUUGUCCAACAGCAUAUGAAAUCCACCAAGUUAGGAAAAGCUGGUAUAUAAUAGCUCAAGUGUCUGCCUCCAAAUCCUCAUGUUGAUGUCCUGAAAAAGUCAACCAUAUGUACUGCUGAUUUUGAAUUUGUAAAAUACUGUACAGUCGUACCUCGGCUCCUGAAUGCUGCAAACCCGGAAGUGAAUGUUCCGGUUUGCAACCGUUCUUUGGAAGCCAAACGUCCGAUGGGGCUUCCAUGGCUUCUGAUUGACUGCAAGAGCUUCCUGCAGCCAAUCCUAAGCCGCACCUUGGUUUCCAAACGUUUUGGAAGUUGAACAGACUUCUGGAACUGAUUCCGUUCAAAUUCCAAGGUACCACUGUACUGUGUUCAAGUGACUCUUCAAGAUGUCGGGCUUAUAGUAACAAUAAGUGAUUUUAAUGCCAUGUGUGUCUGUACUCCUGCUUUUUUAGAGUUGGACACUUGCCUAUUCUGUGUAUUUGCCCAGUGUAACCUGCUGAAGCAUGGUGAUAGAGUUCAUAAGAGGAUACAUGAAAAUGAUUAUGUGAUGGUUUGGAAGGUGAUGUUAGGCCCAGUAAAAUGGUCCUAGAGUAGAUGAGGGAACAGCUUGCCUUGGAGUUUAACCAAAGACGUGUCUUCUUUGCCUCAGAACAAGUGAUGUCAUAAUGACUUUUCAAGAAGGUUAUCUUUCAGAGUCUGAUGUAUGAAAAGUCUGAAUUAUGGUGAGAACAUAGAAGAGGCCACAAAGAAACAUAGCUUUAACUGAGCCAGAAUUCUUCUGUAAUUGUUUAGGAUGGUGCAUUUCACACUUGCUAAAAACAAAACUCUCAUAUAGCAUAUCUGCACUUGAGAGCAAAUUCAAACAUAGUAUUCUUACCCCAGUGGUAUGAAAUAAAGAAGCCACUUUUUACAUGGAUGAGCAAUAAUCUGCUCCUCAUUUAUUCCACAGCAUGUUCCACUGCUGCCAAAUGAAUGGUCUGAGUUGUCUGUCAUCCUUUGUAAGUUCUCAGUUACAGAACAGGCUGAUUCUGACUAGUUCAAGGAGUGCAAACAGUGUUAGAAACAAAGAUAUAUAAGUUAAUUGCCAAAUGGCAUCUUAAUCCUAAAUUAUGGUCACCACAAUGUAAUGCCGAUGUGCCGUUUUCCCUCCAUGAAACAUUACUAUUAUUUUUAUUAAUUUCAUGUCUGUCAUUUUAUAUCAUAAAGGAAAAAAAUCUCAAAGCUGUUUACAACACAUUAAAACAUUAAGUAAAACAACCCAGAAGAAAACAAAUUUAAGCUUCAAGGAAAAUAUAGCAGAUCCUUAUCUAAGUGACAUUUUGCUUUCCCCAUACUUAUUUAGCUACUUAAUUUAUAUAGUUGCACCAUAGCAGAAGCACUCUGAGAAGCCAGUGUGGUAUAGUGGUUAGAGGGUCAGACUAGGACCUGGGAGAUCAGGGUUCAAAUCUCCACUCAGCCAUGAAGCUGACUGGGUGACCUUGGGCCAGUCACAGCCUCUUAGUCUACCUCACAGGGUGAUUGUAGGGAUUGAUUGAUUGAUUGAUUGAUUGAGGUGAACCAUGUCGUCCUUGGAGGAAAAGAUGGGAUAUAAAUGCAAUAAAUAAGCUCUUCUGCUGACCUGCUUAUGAAAGCUGGAGGAGCCAGCCAGAUGGAGAUGUCAUUCGCCACCCUCCCAUCCAUAAAUCUCCACAUGGUUGCAAAUGGAUCUGCGCCAGUUGCAAAAUGUGCCUGGCACCUGGGAAUUUUAAACUCUGAAAAAGGACUAAAGACAUGUUAGCCCUAUUAAAAAAUAUGUCUGACCUUUGAACCCCCCGGAAAUAGAGAAGAACCAUCCGGCCAACAGACAUGAUGCAGUUAAAAAUAAAUAUUGAGGGGAAAAUUGUAGAUGGGUUAACCAGAAAAAUCUCUCUAAAUGCAAUAUAGUUAUCAAUAAAAUUAUUACUAAUAGAACACAAAAUCAAGAUUCAUUCCUGCCUUUCCUCCAAAGCUCUCAAGAAAGGGUGUGUAUGGUUCUCCCUCCUCUUUUUUUUAUCAUCACAUCUCCCUUAUGAGAGAGGGUAGGCUGAGAGAGAGCAGCUGGCCCAUGUUUUACUGGUGGGCUUUGUGACUGAGCAGGGGUUUGAACUCUGGGCUCCCAUGCCCUUGUCCAACUGGUUUCCUAAGCAGUGCACGUUUAAACUAGUUGCAAUAAGACCGUGGUCUUGAUUGUCCUCUGAUCUCAGUUGUAGGUUCAGCUCACAAACGUUAUUUAACCUAUGUGAUUAACCUAUUCUCUGGAGUAUGUUGUCGCUUAGAAGCUGUGUCUUGUUAUCUGAAUGACUUAAUUGGUUUAUAGUGCAGCAAAACACAUUGACUGGGCUCAGGCAAAUGGGCUGAGAGAUAAGUGAGCCUUGUUGCCUACCCAUGCAUCCCUAAGUCUCCAGUUAACAGUAACGUCUCUUGAAGCAUGGUUACCGCCUUUGGAACAAACCGGGAUCUUAAACCAUGGUUUGAUGUUGCUUUUAAAUCCUGGAAGAGGGAGGAGAGUAGGUGUUGUGGGUGCAGACAAAGCUAUCUCAGCUUCUUAAACCAACAUGACCACCUGAACCUAGCUGCGUAAGGUCACACUUGCAGUUGCUUAAUCAUUUUUGCUACUCCCUCCUCCUAGUUUAUUUCUUUGGAAAUUUGUAGAUAUGUGCAGAGUAUGUUAUUUAUUGCUCCUCUUCCCCUAUUCAAAGUGCGGCGACAUCCCCUCUUGUGACAUUCUUGGAAGUUGGUUCCAAAUCCUAGCGUAUGCAUUUGAAAAAGGAGCUCUUUGUUUGGCAGAGCCCUUGGUGCCUUGACAAGAGCUUGUGUGGUCCACUGGGUGUGCAUUCAAUGUUGGUACUGGGUCUGGACGAAAGCUUAUUUUGGAUUCCACCCAUAGACAACAGGAUAGCUCUGUGCUCAAAGCAACCUGACCAGACCUGUCCCUCAAAAAUAAUGGCUUUUUCCAUUUGUUCUGUAGGGUAUCUGUGUUCCGGUCAGUAUUUAUUUGCCUUGUACAGAACACAAUCCACGCUACUGACCCUACAGUAGUUUGCAAUGGGAACAUUAUAGUGUUGUUGCUUUGGGAUAUUCCCCAUGUUUGUUUGUUUGUUUUUAUGGCAGGAGAGCAGUAAGUAUGGGGUACUUGCAGAGCCUCUACGUUCCUCAGCAUCUUCAGAUGACAUCACCCAAUACUAGUGCAGUUUGCGUCUCUCUGCAGUGAUGGUGCCAUGUCAUUCUGGGCACCGUCACUUCUGCUGUAUAUGUGGUAACUUUGUGAAAUUGGACACUCGGGGAAUUCUUGAUGAGGUUAUUCUAUUGCAGAGGUUAUUCUAUUGCAGAAGGGUAUGAGAUCACAAACAGCCUGAUUCUUCACCCCACCCCGCCGCCAAGAAAAAUGCAAUUUAAGAAAGAAGAUAUGUACGCUCCCUUAUUUCAGAGGCUCACGCCAGCUUUCUUUGAUGAUUGACGGUUCUUAAUUUUUCAAAAAAAGAUGUGUCUUUGAUUUACUUCUGUAGAGUCCCAAAAUAGCCUGAGCUCUUUGCAGCAAUACAGAGGGAGUUUGUGCUAGUGGGAGCCCCAGGCCUGCAGAUGGGGCCAUGUUGUCUUCCCUGGGUCCUCCCCUCGUUCAUGGGCUUUUGGGUGUGAGGAAGGGGCAAAGGCUCCCUGCCGUCAGUGUUGGCUCACCUAUUGCAAUUGACUGGCUAAACCUGGGCUUCCCGGUGUUCAUGUGAGCACCACAGGGCACUCGGAUGCCCCACUUUGGCACCAACCUCUGGCCCCUCCCUUUACACUUCGUUGGGCAAGGCUACAACGAAUUAUGCAGAGACAAAGUGGGCAGCCUCCCUUGUGGAUGAGGGCCUCAGGUUCCCACUAGUCUUUCAUUUAUUUCUCUCUUAGCAUGCAGUGUGCCCUGGCAUACAAUCUUACAAAUUUGGGCAAGAACCAUGUGGAAUCAUAGAAUAGAAUCAUAGAAUCAUAGAGUUGGAAGAGACCACAAGGGCCAUCGAGUCCAACCCCCUGCCAAGCAGGAAACACCAUCAGAGCACUCUGAUGGAGCCUUAUUUUUUGUAUAUUGUUAUCUCAUGGGGCGUAGCCAGGAUUUAUGUUGGGAGGGUGCAGAACCUCAGUUAAGUAUUUUGUACACUCAUGAAUCAUCUCUUGGUGGAGUGUUUCCUUUUUUUAAUUCCAUCUCUCUCUGUCUCUCUCUGCCUCCCUUUAGUAGUGAGAGUCCCAAUAGGUGAGCCUUGUAUCCCUUCGUCUGUCAGUCUGCUGUGACAGUUUACUAUGAGAUGGUAGGUAGCACCGUGAUUUCAGUACGUUCUAAUGUCAGCGUUUGCAGGAAUUGCUCUUCCAGUGAAAUUAAGGUCAUGGCAGGAAGCUUGCACUUUCCUGUCUCUGUUUCAGGUUGCCUGCAAACUCUGGAAGACAAUACAGCAUUGCAUUACAUGGAGAACAGCCUGUGUGGGAGCACUCUGUGUCGGCUUUGUUCACAUAUGCUUCCUUCUAAAAGGAGCUUCCUUUUAAAAACCGAAUACUGGCAUUACGAAAAGAAAUUGGAAGAUGCCAAUCACAAGAAUAUAUCUAGAGAGUCUCCUGUCUUAUAUCCCCAGCUUAGAAGGAGGAUUUUAGACCGGGAGUUAUUUUAAAAUGGAGAUCAUCUUAUCUUGACAAAAUGACUUUUAAAAUACGUCUCGGAGUUUGCAGAAUGAUAAUCACUGUAAUGGAAGCCUUGACAUCGCCAACUACAGCUCAUGAAACGUUCCUUAAAGGGAAGGGAAGGAGGAAACAAUCAACCCCUUACCCAUAAUAAUAAUAAAGUGUUUUUAAAGGUUAGUGGAGAUAUACACAGGACUUGCCUCUUGUGUGUUAGGCAGACUUCCCCCUUCCCCUCCUCGGUUUCAAAGUUAACUAUCUUCAGAUUUGCUCCUGCACGUGUAUGUGUGUGUGUUUGCUAACAGUACUUGGGGCCAAACCAUGAUUAGAAGCAGGUUUGCAUAGUGCUUUUAACCAUAGUUCCAAAACUGUGAAAGGGAGGGGAGCACUGGCGGUGUGGGUGAACCUGAGCAGGGCUGCUGCUUUUUCUUUCCAUCAUAGCUUAGAGGCUGGACAGAGUUGCAUCUGUGCCAGGUCUCAAUAGGUGACAAGCCCUGACAAUCCAGUUCCGAACUGGGACCAAUUCAGCCAGCUAUGGAAGGCUUUGAAUAUGGCGCAGCCUCGUGAUUUUGGGGUGUGCUUUCUGGAAGACCACACCUUUUCAUUUUGCCUUCUUUGCUUUUGUAGUCUGGCAUUACACAUCAGGAUGGUUAUUAAAGCUUGUAUUUCUGGGAAGUUAAGCAGUGACGAUUUCGCAGAUGUUCUAAGAUGGGAAUGGGAGAUGUUCUGGGAAUGGGAGACAACUGAUAAGAAAAUGGAGAAAGUAGCAAGAUGUUGCCAGGAACACUUGCAGCUGGAAUGAGUUUCCUCUGAGGAUGAAGGUUUGAAACCUGAAUUGCAACCAAUUACUAAGGGGGAUUGUUGAGUGCUUCAUACUGAGUCAGACCCUUGAUCCAGCUAGCGCAGUAUUGUCUACCCUCGCAGGCAAUGGCUCUCCAGGGUUACAGCACCAGGUCCUCUUCCUAGCCCUACCUUGAGGUGCCAAGGAUCAAGGGAUCUUAUGCAUAGAAAGCAGAUGCUCUACCAUGAAUAUAUGUGAUUGGGAAGAUUAGCAAUUGUUUUGAAUCCAGCCUAAAAUGCUGCCAAACCCUGUAGUUCACAUGCUGAAAGUGCUGAGGCUACAUUGGUUUCCUCUGGUUGUAUGCUGGGGCAGUCCAGAAGACAUAUUGGCAAUUGGCUUGAUAUUGGCCCUGGCAAUGUGUAGUCUCUGCAAAUUGGCGCUUUCCGUUAUGGGAUGCUUUCCCAUACUUCUGCCAUAGUAUUGAAACCAGCGGCUGAUGAAACUGCUAAGCAGACACGUUUCAACAAGACAGAGGGGGUGUUUGAGCUGUGUGUGAAGUAUAACUGGGGUGGGGGGCAGUGAUGGAGAUGGGGAGUUCGGGUUGGUAGCAGAGUAAAGCUUGACAGCCUGUUUUAUGGAAGGAAGAGAGCGAGGUAGCGUUGCGCAUAGAGAAUAGUGUUCAAGUUGCAAAGUCUGGCGUGGGAGAAAGGUGCAAAGCGAAAAGUACAUUCUGUGGAGCAGAGUGUGUGUAGGGCAGGGAUGGGGAUUCUGUGGAUCUCUUGGAUGUUCCUGGUCUAGAACUCCCGUCAUCAUUGGCAGGCUAGCUGCAGCUGAUGGGAGUUGGAGUCCAGCCACACUGAGAACACCACAGGUUCCCUAACCCUGAUGUAGGGGAAUAAAAGGAGGUAGGAGACUCUUGAAUGUAAUCACAGAGUCACUGAGCUGUUAAAGUACCAAGGUAGACUUAGGAAAGAGUAAAGAGCGCUGAACCGAAAAGACACACACACACACACACACACACACACACACACACACACGGUUCUCGUUUCAGUCAAUUGAUUGUGAAGGAUGAAAUCUGUGUACUACUUUCAAAAGUACAGAACAGCGUCAAUUGAAAUAAAAACGACCACAAACUUGAGGACUCUUUUGUGGUGGAGGUCAGAGAGCAGCAAUCCCCCCCCCUCCAACGUAAGCAUGGUCUACGAGGAAAAACAGCCCUUGCAGGCAUUGAGUCAUUUUCAAUACACAUAAAUUCAUCCCUGAAGUAAUCUGAGAUUGGCUUUCUCUUGACUGUCCUGGCUCCUUUACCAUGGCAGAGGUGUUCAGUAGCAUCUGCGCUUGGAGAACAGGAUCUUUUGCUUCUCUGGGAAGUGGGUGAAAUAUGUGUCCUAGGGCAGAUGCAAGCUGUACUCCAAAAUCAGAUUGGCAAAGGCUGUACUAGAGGGUGUAAAAGCAGCUCACUGCUCCCUCCCAGUAAGACCACAUUGUGUCCAAGCUUGUGCCAGUUCCUGUCUUCAGAUGGGGUUGGGGGUCAGUAAUUAAAAGGCUCCAAGUAGGAGUAUUGGCCUCCCACCCCCCACUUCUCUUUCUCUCCCCCUUUUGACUGUAGUCAGUGGUUUAAGCUCCUUGUUUGACUGCCUCAAUUAUGUGAUAGGGCUACUCCUACAUGCAUUUCUCUGCCAGCACUUUGCCAGUGGUACUUAACUGCUUGAAUCUCUUUCUUGUUUGCUGCCUUGUGUGUGAGAUGUCACCGGGGUUGGAAGUCUGCCUACUCGCAUACCACCGCAAGAGAAGUUAUGAGGUAGGGGGGUGGUCACAAAGUUUCUUGCAUGUUUUGUUUAAUGCUAUAUCAGUUACUUUUUGCAGAGAAUUCAGUUAAUAAAUCUAUACAUAAAUUAAUUUGGGGCUGGCAAGAAGUUUGCCGUCCAUCAAGCAUGCAAGUUGUAGCAUAGUGGUGCUUUUUCCACACAUGUAAGCUGAUUUGCAGAGGGUUGAAGGUAGAUUUUAAGCAAGAUGACUUUUUACCCACCCACCCCUUUUUCAUUCUGAUUUUCAAGGCUGCUUCUCACGUGUUGGAUCAUCACUUUAUUUCUGUAACCUGAUGAUUUGCUGCUGAAUUUGUGACCUAACAAGGUUAUUCCAGUUGUAUCUGUGUAGUUAGUUCUGUGAGGACCCACUUGCUCGCGCAUGCCAGUCAUCACCAGUGCCUGAGAGGAAGGAUCAUGACACUCUGGCUGCAGUGUUUCUGCGCUGGCUGUUCCGUGCAUGCAUUCUGCCUUCAUUUUUAAAAUAUAGCUUCAAAAAUUUCCAUGGAGCAACAGCAAAACUAAUACCAUAUUUGCUGGCAAGGGUGAGUUCAGUCAUAGUAGACUGGUGACUAGGAGUGGCCGCCAGGACCACAUAACACCGGUUCUGAGAGAUCUGCAUUGGCUCCCAGUACGUUUCCAAGCACAAUUCAAAGUGUUGGUGUUGACCUUUAAAGCCCUAAACGGUCCUGUAUACCUGAAGGAGCGUCUCCACUCCCAUCGUUCAGCCUGGACACUGAGAUCCAGCACCGAGGGUCUUCUGGCAGUUCCCUCAUUGCGAAAAGUGAGGUUACAGGGAACCAGACAGAGGGCCUUCUCGGUAGUGGCACCCGCCCUGUGGAACACCCUCCCAUCACAUGUCAAAGAGAUAAACAACUACCUGACAUUCAGAAGACAUCUGAAGGCAGCCCUGUUCAGGGAAGUUUUUAAUAUUUAACGCUGUAUUGUUUUUAACACUUGAUUGGGAGCUGCCCAGAGUGGCUGGGGAAACUCAGCCAGAUGGGCGGGGUAUAAAUAAUAAAUUAUUAUUAGUAGUAGUAGUAGCAGUAGUAGUACUACAAGUGCACUGAGUGGCACACAGCAGAGUGGAAAUAGUAUAUGAACGGGAUACCUUCUCUCAGCAUGCUUGCAAAGUGCAGGGGCCCACAUGUGCUGCCAGGAUUUCUUGUAAACAAAGGGAACCUUCUCAGGUGCCCAAUAGCAAAUAGUGCCAUUGAGGUAGACCAGUUGGCACAUGUGUUGCUCAGCCCAGACUGUUUCAGUUUACACAUAACUCUUGCUGGUAGGAAAUCCUUGAGGGUGAUGUAAACCUGCAUUCUGGCAGCUCUCCACCCACAUCACUAAUGAAUUGACAUAAGGACUACUAAUGUGACAAAGGUGAGUUGCAGCGGCGUGUGGCGGCUGCGUUCUGUUCUGUCCUAAAACGCACGUGCAAAGCCAAUGAUGUGAGUUUUAUUGGAAUAGCAGUAACCAAAGUCAGUAAAAAAAAAAAACUUUUUUUAAUGCUAGACUGAUUUUAAAGUGGUUUGUUAAUGAAAGAAGGCAAGGGAUGUCUCAUCUGUCCUGUUCACAAAUUUGUUUGAGUCCAUAGAUUUUCCUGUGUGAAUGAGUUUCGUACAGUGGUGCCUCGCAAGACGAAAUUAAUUCGUUCCGCGAGUUUUGUCGUCUUGCGAUUUUCUUCGUCUUGCGAAGCACGAUGUCGGGAAAGUUUUGGAAAAGCUUCAGAAAUCACCAAAGUCUUUAAAAACCUCAAAAAAGGCUACCACACCGCGUUCUAUGAGUUGCUCCUCGAAGUCAAGUCGCAACUGUAUUAACGGUGUUAAGAAAAAGGAAACAAACUUGCAAGACGUUUUCGUCUUGCGAAGCAAGCCCAUAGGGAAAAUCGUCUUGCGAAGCAGCUCAAAAAAACAAAAAGCCUUUCGUCUAGCGAGUUUUUUGUCUUGCGAGGCAUUCGUCUUGCGAGGUACCACUGUAGUCCAGAAGGUGGAGAAAGGGGUGUUUAAAAAACUUACCCAGGCUGACCAGUGUUAGAUACCUAAUCUAAACCUGAGCAACUUGUACCAUCGGGAGGCUCUUCAUAAUUUUUAUAAGUCAAAAUUCCCUUUCUCGCAGUUAGAAGCCAUUAGCUUGGGUCCUACCUGUGGUAGCAACAGAAAACAAAUUUUCUCCAUCAUCUGUGUGACAACCCUUCAAAUAUUUGAAGGCUGCUAUUGUAUUGUCUCUUAUUUGUCUCUCCUGCAGCCUAAAAAUAUGCAAGAUCCUUCCACUUUGUUACAUAUAUGGCCUCCAGGCACUCCCUCCUCAAAUCAUUUCUUUUGCCUAUCUCUGGACAUGUCCCAGUGCUACAUAAACGAUCAUGAUUCAUUUAUAUAGUUCUUCCAGAUAUACAAGAAGGCCUUCUGUAGCCAAUGGUGACCAUAUAACCCUGGCAAACCCUUAGUCUUGUGGGUCUAAUGGAUGAAUGAGACUGGCUUUCCUGUACGUAGCUCUGCCAUUAAAUGGAAAGGUGGACAGCCUGCGUUCCCUAUAGACCUGGAGGGAGAGCAAGCAGGCUAGAAAGUUCCUUUCAGGUUAAACGCAAUCGGUUGGGUUGGCUUGGCAUUGUCUUUUGAAGUUGCCUUCCCCUCUCUGACCCCUGCUUCUCAAAUUCCUCCCUACUCCCUAACCAAAUUAACUUCCCUGGAAGAUUCUUUCUCUCCCCCACCCCCCAACUCCCAUAUCUCAUUCUUGUUGCCUCCUUUGUGCCUGAUCCGCUGAUGUGUUUCACUGGAGGACUCCCACAGUUCACUUCUGUCCUUUCCAUCAGCACUUCCCCCCUGCCCCUGCAACACCGCAGGGUUACCCUCAACAUGUUUGGAAUUCCUUGUCAUAAUGAGAAGCAGCUGAUUCUCCUCCUGCCCAUUGAAACAUUUCUCUCUCAUGUGCAGACCCUUGCAGGAUUCAUGUUGCUGCACUCUGGGUAGUUCAGGGGAGAAGAUCAUUCAGGAGAGGUUCCUGGCAUCCCUAACGUUUGGUAGCUCUUCUGAGUUCUACCGUCAGUCUUCGCGAGGUGCUUAAGUCUUUUCUCUGUGUGUGCUCAUCACAAAAUAGAAUGGCAAACAGCAAUAGUCAGGGUGGUUCUUGACAUCCUAAUGGCCUAGUUUGCACAUCACAGUAAGCCACAAUAUGGCUUACCACGACCACACAAACAUGUUCACACCUGCAUUGCUCCUCCUUGGGCUUCUCAGGUCAGCAGCUAAGCCAAGCUUUGGCUGAGCCUGUCACCCAAACCUGGAAUCGUGGUUAAGGUCCCUCUUCCUUGACCACAACCUGUAGCCAUAGGACAAACCUUGGUCAUAGACAAGGAGGGGAGACCUUAACCAUGAGCCUGGGUUCAGGUGAUAUUCUGAAACUUUGCUUAGCUGCUGCACCAUACUGACCUGAGUGGCUGGGGAGGCCUGGCCAGAUUGGCGGGGUAUACUGUAUUUUUCGCUCUAUAGGACGCACCCGACCAUAGGACGCACCUUGUUUUAGAGGGGGAGAACAAGAAAAAAAAAAUCCUCCCCGUCUCUGCUCAGCGCCCUUUCAGCGAAGCGGCAGGAGAAAUGGAGCCCCUUCCAUUUCUCCUCCCGCUUGGCUGAAGGGGCACUGCGCAGCUCUCCCUCUCUGCUGAAGCCAAGAGAGUCUUGCUCUCCUGGCUUCAGCAAAAGGAACCUGAAGCCUCCGGAGCACAGCGGGACUUCCCGCUGCGCUCCGGAGGCUUCAGGGCGCACCGACCCCUCUCGCUCUCCAGGCUUCAGCGAAAGCAACGCGAAGCCUCCGGAGCGCGCAGGGAGCGCUCCCUCUGCGCUUCAGAGGCUUCGCGUUGCUAUCGCUGAAGCCAAGGAGCCUGCAUUCACUCCAUAGGACACACACACAUUUCCCCUUAAUUUUUGGAGGGGGGAAGUGCGUCCUAUAGAGCGAAAAAUACGGUAAGUAAUAAAUUAUUAUUUAUUUAUUACCUAAAAAUCUCAAGGAGGAUCAGAUCAUCUGUGAUCUCCUCCUUGGGAACCCAAAGCAUUUGGUUUCUAAGCCAUGGUUUGACUUAGCAUGUCUAGUGAACGUGGCUAAUCUCAAAGAGCUUGGUAGAAAAAGUUUCCUUUGUAGGGUAUGUUGCAGUAUAAUCAGUGCUAUUUUUCUAGAAAAAGAGGUGCUGGACCUCACCAUGAACUUCUCCCUUGUUCUCUUUGAAUAGCAAUGGUGCCCACCUGAGACCUGCUGAGCUCCAUUGAGCUCUGGCUGGAAAAGUGCCCUGCAUGUAAUACAGUCUUCCUUAGAAGGUGGGGACCCUUAUCCACUGACCAUAAUUAGAUGUUUCUGAGCAGAACCAACCCAGAAACCAGAGGCAGCCUUCUCACAUUUUGGGUUACUUAAAACUUAAUUGUGGGAAUCAGUAAGAUGGAUUCACAUCUACUUCCCUAAAGGAUAUUUAAGGAAAACUAGGUUCACCUGCUGAGUAGCUGGGUAGAAAAGGUGGUUCUACAAGAUUGUUACUCCAAAGCAGUCAUUCUGAAACUCUGCCAUAAGAAUGUCAGAGCCCUGCUGGAUCAGGCCAGACGCCCAUGUAAUCCUGCAUCUUGUUCUCCCACUGGCUAGCCAGAUGCCUAUGGGAAGUCUGAAAGCAUCAGCACUUUCCCAUUUGUGAUUCCCAGCUACUGGUACUUGGAUACAGUGGUAGUAGAGCCAUUGUGCCAAGUAGCCAUUGGCAAGUCUUAACCUCCAUGAAUUGGUUCAGUCCUCUGACAUGCUGUUGCCUAUUGGGCUCGUCUGCCGCAAUGGUCCCUCCAAGCCUUGAAAGAAAUCGACAGCAACUUGCUCCCUGCGCUUAACAAAUCUGUUGAGAAAUCUUAAAAGGCACAGAUGUAUCAUCACUGUGUUCCAAAUUGCUUUCCUACCGGCUAUAAUGAGUUUUACGUACCGAAAGAAGGUUGCCCACAGAGGGAGAAGGAGAAAGUUGAGUGUGACAGUUCUUGUCUCACUUUUUUCAUUUAAUAAGAUCUCUCAUUAUUCAGGCUGGGCACUCAAUUAGCUAAGUAGCUUCCUUGAAGCAUGCAAGUGCUAUCUGUGCGCUGUCUCCCUUCCCACUUGUUAAUUGCUUGAGUGAUGGGAUAGGGAAGAUAUCUGGGAGAAGGGAGAGCAAACCCCGUGUGAGAAGGGGAGACAGGCAAGUGGUGCCAGAACUGUAUGGGGAAAGGGCAUCCUGUGACGUGUGGCAUAGAAGAGGCAGAGACCGCCUCACCUGGUAUGCCCCGUGGAGGACCUUAAGGUCCAUAAAUAGCAACACUCUAGAAGUCCCGGGCCCUAAGGAAGUCAGAUUAGCCUCAACCAGAGCCAGGGCCUUUUUAACACUGGCUCCGGCCUGGUGGAACGCUCUGUCUCAUGAGACCAGGGCCCUGCAGGAUCUGAUUUCUUUCUGCAGGGCCUGCAAGACAGAGCUAUUCCACCUGGCCUUUGGUUUGGACUCAGUCUGACCCUUAUGUUUCCCUCCCUUUAUGUGAUCUAUAGGCUACUUUUAAAAUGAGGCUGCAUUUUAAAUUGUAUUUUAACCUGUAUUUUAAAUUGGGUUUCCCCCCUCCCUAUUAUGUUUUUACUGUAAUUUUUACUGGUGUUAGCCGCCCUGAGCCCGGCUCUGGCCAGGGAGGGCGGGGUAUAAAUAAAAUUUAUUAUUACUGUGGUACCUCAGGUUACAUACACUUCAGGCUACAGACUCCGCUAACCCAGAAAUAGUGCUUCAGGUUAAGAACUUUGUUUCAGGAUGAGAACAGAAAUUGUGCUCCGGCGGCACGGCGGCAGCAGGAGGCUCCAUUAGCUAAAGUGGCGCUUCAGGUUAACAACAGUUUCAGGUUAAGAACGGACCUCCGGAACGAAUUAAGUACUUAACCCGAGGUACCACUGUAUUGUUAUUAUUAAAGUUCUUCUGGCAGUCACUUGCGCCGCUUCUGAACCAAGACCCUAUUUCAGGGGAAGGGACAACUGGAAGUGGCAGUCUUGUUCUCCCCCCAGCUCACCCCAAAAGCACCGUCUUUAUAGCACCCUUGUGUUGCGUGUGCCAAGGCAGAAAUGUGCAGAAACACACCAGCUCCGUGGCGUCUGGCCUAGCUCAGGAAAAGUCGGCGGGUCCAGAAGCCUUUUCCCUCACCUGUAGCUUUGCAUCCAACACCCAAGGCAACCAGUAAACACCUUGGGAUUUGGCUCGGCUGCUGCGGCGGCACUUGCAUGCGGAGCCAGUUCAUUCCAAAACUGAACGCUGCCUCAGUUCUUUCGCAUAUAAAACUAGGGUUGGGUGUCCUGCCCAAGGGUGGGGACCGCAGUGGCAGGUAGUGAGUUGGUGGCUUGCAAAGUGAAACUGUGUGCUUGACUUUUUACUCCCUGUGCCUCAGCUGAUUUGGAUCGGUCUUGUUUCAUCCUACCUUUUGGAAAACGUUUUUUGAGGUGCAGGGGGCGAGGCCUUUGGGGAAAGGAGAGGAAGGCUCCCAGGUGGGGAGUGGGGCACACUGCGCAAGUGAAUAGGAUGACUCUGCUCGCGUUUUGUUAGCAGCAUGAAGAACUCUCUCUUCUUUUUUGCUCCCAGAGAAGCUGAGCCACGCAGUCAGGAUCUUCUUGCUGCCGUCUGCCACAGCUGGCUGGCAUGUUUCUUUCAAGCCCAUUUGUUCAGCUUAGUUGCCAUGGGAACGGUUGCUAGGACAUUGAUGGGAACAGACAAGUGCAAGGAAGAAGCGGACUGGGCUGGGCAGGGCUGGGUGGGUGGGUGGGUGGUGGUGGGCUUGCAUCAACCAGCAGAAGCAGAGGCCUAUUCUGGGGGAGGGGCAACCGCAAGAGAGAAUUCAGGGGUUGUUUCCCCCUCCCUCCAACAAACUUUAACAUAGAGGCUUCCUGGUUCUUGUGUUCUAUUUUAGGAAAGCGGGGUUUGCGGGAAGAGGUGUUGAGUGGCACUUUCUCAGCUGUGACUUCAGAGGAUGCCGUUUCAGCUUUUGGCAAGGCUUUUAUUGUAUUCCCUUUGUCUUUGGGCCUGCUUUCCCAUCAGAUUCCGGCUGUGAAGGUUGAGAAACCUCUCCGACACUUACUAGCGCCUUUUAUUAUUACAGAGGACGGUUAAAAAUCCGCCCAUCACCCACCCUUCGUGCGUCCCAGCAACAUGUGCGCCUGUCUUUUAAAGAGGGAAAAGUCUUUCUUUCAUGCGUCUACUCGGCCCUGCCUCUAGCUUUUGCAUUUCGUGGGGAGAAAAGGCGGUUUUAAAAAAAUGUUAUUUCUCUCUUAGAAAUGCAGGGCGCAACAGCAAACGACAGGCUUGUGCUCAUGGAGAUCUUCUGUCUCCUAGUGGAGUAAAGGUCAUUGUUUUAUAAUGAAUGUCUUGUUGCAUGAAAGUGGAGAUAGGAAAAAGAAUUGUCAGCAUGAUUUGAGCUUCCUCCCUCCCUUCUUUCUCUAUACAAGUUUCCCCCCCUCCUUUAAAUGGUGUAAAAGUACUGGGCAUUUGGGUAUUGGGGCGCUAAGCUGCUGUAGAGAGUGUUCUGUUAAGAUUUUGUCUCUUUUGCUCUGUGCAUGCAUGCCAUCCAGCCUGAGUCUUUCAAAUGACACAGACUAAACCAGGCAUGGCCAAACUCUGCCCUCCAGAUAUUUUGGGACUACAGUUCCCAUCAUCCUUGAGCACUGGUCCUGUUAGCUAGGGAUGAUGGGAGUUGUAGUCCCAAAACAUCUGGAAGUGGAAGUUUGGCCAUGCCUGGACUAAAUGGUUCAGUUGGUUUUGGGGGAAUGUAAGGAAGAUGUUCUGAAACAUUGAGUGGGGGGGACUAAAAAUUAGAGGUAAAAUACAGUGUGUGCAUGUGUGUUUUGAGAUGGCAAAGGGCAGGGGAGUAACACAUGGAGAGCCAGUGUGGUGUAGUGGUUUGAGUUCUGGACUAGGACCUGGGAGACCCGGGUUCAAAUCCCUGCUUGACGAUGACCUCACUGGAUGACUUGAGCCAGUCACUGCCUACCUCACUGGGUUGUUGGGGGGGUUAUAUGUGGAGGACCAUGUCUGCUGCCUUGAGCUCCUUGAAGAAAAAGGUGGGAUAAUAACAAGGACAUAAAUAAGGUACGACAGUUACUGAGUUUAUUUGAGACCUCUACUUUGUCCUUCAGCUAUGAAGUGCAGUGACAUCUCUCCUUUCUCUUGUCUCCCUCUCCUGCCACAGAAAUUGGGAUUUGUUUUGGUGGUAGUGGAGAGCCUUUGGUGGGGUGUGGAGCCUUUGGUCCUCCAGACAUUGCUGAACUGCAGUUCCCAUCAUCAUUGGCCAUGCUAGCUGGGGCUGAUGGGAGUUGGAGUCCAGCAGUGUCUGACGGGUGGGGCACAGUUUCCUUAUCCCUGAGCUAAGGUGAUGGAGAUUAGACUUUGUCCUGGGUUCUGCUGCUUAGAUUUUUAGCAAAGGAGCUUCUACAGGAAGGCAGAGCCGUUUGCCCCUAAUUAAUUGAUUUUUCUUCUGGCUUUCAAACAGGCCCUCUGCCAACUGACAACCACAAGCUAACCUCCAAGAGAGGCGCUCAUCAGUACCAGCUAUUGGCUGUUACCCUGUCAAGAGCAGCCUUGGUGUAAAGGAUGAUAUGCUUUGGGAAAAAAGAGAGCCACCUGGCAUCCCCCUUCCUCCCCCUCUCUGUAAUGUAACCCAGAUGCUCUCCUAGCUCAAAGGCUGCCUGAGUGUUGGUCUAAUAGGUCCCAUUGUCUUUUGCCUCUGGCUGCUGCUAGCUUCCUCCUACUGGGAAAAGGCAUUGCAGGGCCUACAGAGGGCCCCCCCCCCCAAUCACGUUUCUGCAUAAAGCUAUGCUAUCUGGCAGAAUCCAGGAUGCAGAGAAAAUAAUGGCAGUGCUUCAUGUUUUUUAAAUAGAGCCUAAUGCUAAAUCAGGACUUGCAGAGCAUGUUUGUAGCACACAAAGCCUGCUCCCAUCCCCGUAACAGUAAUGUUUGCAUCUGCAUGGUUUUAUGCCAUACCUCAAUGCAGGGACAAGAGCUCUGGUAGCAUUUGGAGGCUCCCUGGCCUGCCCCCCCUUUUUUUUGGUUGCAAAGCAAGCAGCUUUUGUGAUGGGUAAGAGGGGACAGACCUACAUGGGAGGGCACAAGUCUAGCAGCUCCCUGUAAUAAGGAGAGUUUGUUCCACCACUCCCCUCUCUAGUAAGCCAUUCAGGGCUUAAACCACAAAGGACAAGAGUGGAAGAGUUAAGUUUCUAAUAUCUGUCUAAAAGGGGACCUUGGAGUGUGUGCAUGAUUCUGCCACGGGGGAGACUGUAUUCUGUCCUUUUCUGCCUUAUUUAUUUGUUUUUAAUUCACAAAUAGGAUAGAAUCUGAGGUGCUGUUUGGUGGUUCGUAUACCUAGAAAGCCCUUGGGAUGUUCAGUGAAACAAAAAAACCAAGGUGAGGAGAAAAUUGGAAAGUCUCCUAAAAUUCCAGCAAGAGCUUGCCCCUCUUUGGAUAUGUGCUCAGUAUCGGAGAAGGUUGGGCUUAAAUAUUGGCAAGAGCUUGGCAUCAGCAAGGAAUAUAAAUUCCCUGUAUUGACAGAGUCCAUUGCACCCAUCUGUAUUUCCUGCGUACGGCAGUGGGUACAUUUUAGCUCAAACUGUAUGUGACCACUUUGUCUUCUAUGAGUAGUUAGUUUGAGGGGUUUUCUUUUAAAUUUGUGGGAUCCGAGACUUCAUGGGUUUUUUGUGUGCUUUAAAUAGAGUUGUGAAAGGCAGUUUGUUACACCUGAGGUACCUUUGAGUACUUAAGAGGAGCAGUUGGUUGCUUGAUUGUGCAAGGGCAAUCUCAAAAGCAAAUUGUGUAUGGCAGAGGGGAAGGUAAUAGCAGAGAUUGCAUCUGCUUUGUGCUGCAAGUCUGACCAAAAACAGGGAGUGCUUUUGUUGGGGUUCUGUUAGGGUUUGUUGGGUAUUCACAUUUCAUUCUCAGGUAAGAAUGAUCAACCCCUGGCACAAUAUCUGGCACAACUUCCUGGAAAGUCAAGAAGGAGGUACCACUUCUGUCUCAAAAUGUUCCCCAAGGGUGAACACGUUCACCACAAGAGUGGAAAGUGUUGAGGCUGCAUACUACUUUGUUAACGUGGAGCCCCUUUUGGCUUUCUGAAGACUGAACUUUUUAUUUUCCUCCCUUGUUACAUAGGUAGGGCAAAGGAUGAUCCUUAGGACAAUUGCUGGGUCAUGAUUUCCCAUACUAAACACCUUUGCCAUCACCCUGCUGGCAUUUACUGAACAGCAGCCAUACUCUUGCAUGUGCCAGAUCUCCUCUUACCUUCUGGUCUUCCAGCCAAUGCAUGCUCUUGUGUCUCUUUGCUGGAGGGAUGCAGGCAUGUGUUUCACAUCCAUCUGCCCUUCAGUCAAUAACAUGUGAUGGCAGAAUUUUCUAUUGUGUUUUUGUUGUUGUUAUUGUCUGUGGCUUCCACACUGCUGUGAGAUCAGCAAGACUAUUGGCUGACUCUUCCUAGAGUACUGUGGGUAGCAACAGGGGGUGGGGUGGGGGAGGGAUAAGAAGAUAUUGGCAUAGGAGCUGCAUUGAAUGAGAGAGCCAUGGCCGGCAGAACUGGGUCAUCAGGUCUGCUGUGUUCGCUUACACCCUGUAGUGCAAGUCAGUGUUCCUUCCAAAAGGCUUAACCUAGUCUUUUGCUAUUGGAGAUUAUGAUCUGACUGCCUUGGGGCAGGAUUAUCCCAUCCCUGCCAAAUGCUGGGCUCCUGAUGCACCUUUGUCUGGACUCUGGAACAUCUGUUGCUGGCCCUGAUUUGAGGCAGAUCCCAGAUGAUGCCAAAAAGGAUCUGACCUAAGGUCAUGCAUUUUGUAGUUAUUCAGUGAUGACAUUAAAAAGAUAUUCAUGCAGAUAUUUAUAUUGUGUAACAGCCAAGUAUCUUCCCUCUGUGAAUAAUUGGCAUAAACAAAUGUAUUCCUGCGUGCAUUGUGUGGUAAAAUGGUUGCAAUUUCCCAAUUGGCUUCUGUCGUGCUGUAAGGCUUAGUUUGCUCAAGAUUCCUGUCUGCCUUCUCUCGGAAUGUGAGUGCACACAUGACUCUUGCUCCCUUGGUGUCCGCUAACUGCACAAAAGGCAAGAGCAGAUUUAACCACUCGGAGCCAGCUGCAUGCAUACCACACAUGUCUGACUUGUAAACAUGGUCAGAAAUAGGAAAGCAAAUGGUAUCUUCAGAACCCUCGGUUGCUUCAGUCCGCCAUAGAAUUCCAUCUCUCUGUGAGUGUGUGGUUUUUUGUUUGCUUUUUAAAACCCAUAACCAAAAUAGCAAGGGUUUCAUACUGACUGCUUGUAGUCCAGCUUUGUGCACCUAAGAAUAGGUUGGAUGCAGAGUGUCUAGAAUUCUUCCCUUUAAAAAAGGAAGGGGGGGAAUAGUGGCAGGGGGAGCAGAACACUCAAAAUUCAACACUCAGAAUGAUGUGUAUGAAACAUGCGCAUAGUAGACGGAUGUAGACACUCGGGUGUAUGCAGGCUAUAAAGGUGGGGCUGGCAGAAUUCUUUUGGGAGCCCCAUAGGCCAGGAGCGGCUAACCUUUCUCAGGAUGGGUGAAAAACACUUGAAUACCUUACAAAAAGGAGGUUGUGUAUUUUGUGGCAGGAUGUGUUGGGGUGAAAAGAGUAAUCAGCUGGAGAGACUUUGGUCCCAUUGAGUGCCCUGUCAGGCAGAGGUGGGAAAGCUGGGGCCCUCCAAAUGUUCAGCAACUCCCCAAUUUCCAGCAGCUGCAGCCUGCAUGACCAAGGUCAGGGAUGUUGGGAAUUUCAGUCCAGCAACAUCUGGGGGGGGGCACAGCUUCCCCAUCCCUCCUACGGAGCUCACAAAAGCAGUGCAGGUAUGCAGAGCAUUGUUUUCCUAGUGAGGAAGACCUGAGCCACUUAACUUUGCUUUAACCACUCUUAACUCUGCGUUACCCCAUCUCACAUAUUGGUACACAUCUUUGUGCAAAAGAAUGUUGUUGGGUAUGCUUUGUGCACCAGUAAAGGGCAUUGUAAUUUAUGUUUUCUGUUGGCACCAGGCAGUAAUGUAUGACUGUGCAUAUAAAACAAGCCAAUAGGCACAGAAGGGAAGGGUCAACAUCCUGGGCAGGCACAUACCCAAUCUCUCCAGAAUUUAUUGUGGCAAAGGGGAAGGGGCAGAGUGAGCCGCAGGUUGGUCUGCUGAAGACCUGUCCCAUGCCACUCGGCUUGUGGAUGGAACUGGUGCUGGAUGAAGAAGCUGCUAGAGCUGAGGCUGCAGAGUUAUGUGGUUGCUUCAUGCCUUCCUUCCCAGCAUGCCAACUGCCUCUGGGGGCAGCCAGUGGAGGUAGUAGGUGGCUUUGGGUGGGUGGUCUGCUUGAAGCAGCAAAAACAGCUGAAUGGAAAGUGGACUGUGUCUGCAGCGCAUACUUGGGAGCUGGUAUGAUGUAAGGCGGCUCUUUAUAGAAGCUGUUUAGCUCAGCACAGGGAAAGUAAUGGGAAACAGGAGGGGAGCAGAGCUUGAGGAAUUUAUGGUACUAGUAUGAGUUCGUGUGCUGCGCUUCGUGAAAUCCGUGUGCGAUUCAGUUGUGUGGUGUGAUUGAGUUGCUGAUUCCAACCAUCCCCUCCCCUCUUUGUUAUGUUACCAGGUACCCGGUACACCCCACGGAUUGGCCUGGAGUUGGAGAUCUUCAGUUGACACUAGUCCCCUUUCUGUUCUGUGGCUCUCCAUGCGAGCCAGGGACAAAUGGAUGCAAUCGCAAGUGCCAGCCUCAAGAGGAAGUUUGAUGAGGUGGACGUGGGAUCGCCCAUCUCCAACUCUGAUGAUGAGAUCUCUAACAGCGACAGCGCAGACAGCUGUGACAGCGUCAAUCCACCCAACUCCACCGGCUUCAUACGUAAGUGGUUGGGCCCGUCCUUCAGAAUAUGUGGCACACCCUGCCCAGGGGUUUUGUUUCAGCUUGAUGGUAUCUUCGGAAUAAUUUGCUUGCCUUUAAUUUAGCACUUAGCCAUAGAAGUCUUACUUCAUCAGCAGCGCCCUUGUUGUUGCAUCAAACGUCUACCCUGAGAAAAAUGAGCAUCCCAAGGUGGACCAAGAGGGUGGUGGGUUUGAGGCUCUGAGCAACUACUUUGGAGACCUUUUCAAAAGCAGCACCCUUCCUGUGCCUUUGGCAGCUGUGUGUGGCCUGUGGCUAGUCACCGUUCCUAAACUCCCAUCAGCUUGUUUAUAUAACCAAAUGAAACCGACCGUCUUGCAGUCGUUGGGUCUUGGGAGACUGGUGGUUUUAAUAACACUUUGGAAUGCAUAAUAGGUUUCUUGUCCCCAACAUGAUCCUGAGGGAGUAUGUAUCCAGGGUGCUGCCUGUUUUUCCUGUACUGGGCCUUGCACAAAUGAAUUACAUAAGGAGUUUUAAGGUACUCCAGCGUAGGAGUUGUGCAGUCCAGAAUAUAGUCAUUGACUUUUGCCCUCACUUUGCUCUUUUUUCGUAAUGUUACGGAGAACUGUUCAGUGAGCACACAGUCUUGUACCCCAGAACUUAAGUCUCUGGGUUUGUCUCUACCAGGGUGGUAGUUAGAGGAGCUUUGUUCAGAAUUAACCACAGAUGGGAGUCAAAUUCUGUGCUGCUACUCUGAUAGGUUUCGAUACUUUUUCUUAACUUCAGGGUCGCUGUUGUCUGGUGUAUUUGUGGGGAGGCGUAUUUUUAGAGGCGGUUUGCUUCAAGGGAGGAGUCAGAGUUUUAAGGGAUGGUUCAGGAGACAAGAAUUGGGGGUUAGCAACCAUGGGGGUGGCAAGGGAGAGAGAACCGUCUGAGUAAAGGAAUUCUACGCUGACUUCCUCUUCGUUUACUUGUCUGAAAGGUGCUUUUAUAAAAGAAUGCUAACAUUGGAAAACACCCUCUCACAUUUGUUUAUUGUAACUUGCUCGUUUGUUUAACUAAACUGUGCUAUUGCAGUACAGCGGCUUCGGGGGACCCAUGGCGUCCUUCCGUGGAUUUCUCAGGGAUUUCUCAGUGAGAUGACCCCAGGAUGACAGCUUCUACACCACAGCUGACAUUCCUCUGCAAUGCACAGCCACGGUAGACUGAGUAUGUUGCAGAUUGCACACUUGAUCUAGUCCAGUGGGCCUGGCCAGUGCUCUUCAUGGUCUGUGUGCAUGACAGUCUUCCCCAAUCUGGUGCCCUCCGGAUGUUGCUGAAAUACAGUUCCCAUCAGCCCUGGGGCUGGUGAUGAUUGUAGGAAACAUCUGGAGAGCACCAGGUUUGGGAACAUGCACAGAUCUAUAGUGCCCAGGGAUUCCAUCAUGUUUUGAAAGCCGCUGUGGUAAAGUGCCUAUUAUGUGAAUGAUAGGCCAGUUGGGACUUUGUGGGACCCGAUGACAAGGGAGCAAAGGUAUACUCGGCACUUGCUGUAUCCGUACCCUUCUUUCUCUCCUCCCAGCAACUUCCAUCUUGAAAAGGCAGAAACAGUUGCGCAGGAAGAAUGUGCGCUUCGACCAGGUGACGGUGUACUAUUUUGCAAGGCGCCAGGGAUUCACCAGCGUGCCCAGCCAAGGGGGCAGCUCCUUGGGCAUGGCGCAGCGCCACAACUCCGUCCGCAGGUACACCCUUGGUGAAUUUGCCCAGGAGCAAGAAGUGAACCACCGGGAGAUUCUCAGAGAGCACCUCAAGGAGGAGAAGCUCCACGCCAAGAAAAUGAAGGUACUUUUUUGUGGCCACAAGCAUCUCUCCCACUGGCUUGCAGAAGGUUUUAUUGUGUGGCUAUAACUCCGUGUAAAUUUCGGCACAUAUAAUGGGGGCCAUUAGCACAGCAGCCGUGGGAAAUUCGCUUUGCGUGCCCAUAUCUCUUCAUGCAGUCUGCAACAUUAGCUGUAUUAACCUGUAGGACCCAUCUCUAAGAAGCGUUAAAGACCAAGUGGCCUCUUACGCCCCUUGGCGCAUUUGCAGAUCUGCUACCGUUCUGCAUCAGAAAAAGAUAAAGAAAUCUGCUUCUCUGGUUAUUUUUUAUUUGCCUGAUUCUGCUAAUCCAUGCUAGCUCUGUGCCCCAAACUAAAUUCUGUGCCCGUCCAUCCCCUGUAGAUACACAUAGGCCCUUCACAUGAUGUUGGGACGCAGCUAGGGGCAGUUGCUAAUGCAAAAAUGGGAGCUUAGAGGUUUUUCCCCUAGGGGAAAAGAGCCUCAGCUUGCCAAGAGCUUUCCCAACAAGGGCGUGUGGAGAGAGGGUCAUUUUAGCAGAAAGUGGCUUGCCAGUGAAAGAAGUGGAGGGAUUCCCCAGCUUCUUGCGAAUGAGGCAUCAGAGCAGCACAGCCAGGAGGGGUCUUUGAGUGACUCCAGCCAAUUCUCCCCUAGUGACCUGGCACCAGCUUUUGCACAGCCCCUUCUGCUUUCUGUCAAGCUGAUUCAUGAGGAGGCUGAGGAGCUGCGGUGAAAGAUUCUGGGUCUUGGCCCUACCCCCUGGAAGCAAGCGCCUUGUUCCAGCCUUCUCCAUAUCAUGCCUCCUGGCUGUCUGGCCUGUGUGUCCCUGGGGUUGCCUAGCAACUGGGUUUCCCUUACCAGACUGGAUGCUUCUGUCUACAAACCUAGAAUUUCCAAUCAGUCUCUGGCUGCCAUGACAACCAGCUGAGCAAAAGAGACAAAUACCCUUUCUUAUAGUCCUUCCCCUGAUUCCUUCCUUGUGCUGCGCAUACUUCCAGUCAUGAGGAGGUGAACCUGUUUUGGGGUUGCACUAUUUCAGGGUGCAGGGGUGGGCUCUCAGGAUGACAUGUUCAUCCAUACUAAUGCUCAUUAGAUUGCAUUCAGCGUAGCACUAAGGAGAAUGUUCCAUCAUCCGCACAAGGAUUUCUCCUUGUGCAUUGGAAUGUUCUUCUCCUCUCCUGCCCCUGUGAGCCCCCAAAGUCUCUUCAAGGGGUUGUCUCAACCCUCCAGAGCAGAUCUGGGGUUGAUGUACAGGGGAAAGGAGUGUUGGGCAAGCGCUAGUAUUUUGCUGAAUACCAAUCACUAAAUUAUUUUUAAUUAUUCUUUUUAAAAAGUAUUAAUAAUAUUUGUACAUGUAGAAAACACACACCUUGGGGAAACAGGGGCUAGCCUAGAACCCUUUGUCCUCAUGUGUUAGUUUUCCGUGGGUGUGGAUUUACUUAUUUAAUUGCAUUUGAGCAUCUCCCCCCACUCCAGCCUCAAGUGGCACAUUCCAGAAACAGGCUUGCACACUCAUCCAUGAGAACUUCGCCUAUGCUAUACAGAAGUCCCUGCAGUUCUGAAACUAAGGAGCAUUUGGUUAGGACAGAUCAGUAGGAGUAGUGCCAAAGCAAGUUGAUCAAAUACAUGGCUGUAAUUAUAGGAAGCAAACACAAAUGAAAUGGAAAGUGAUUCUACAAAAAUACCAAUCUGUGGCUCCUGAAUUCUGUGGGAAAUACACUGUUUGAAGUGCAGUCUCCUCAAGCCAGGACUGCAUCUGUACACUCCACACAGAAUCCAGCUUUCAGAAGACCUUGGCUUUUCCAUACGUCUUUGGCAGACAGCUGAGAGAGGCUUAGAAAAGUAUGGGCUAUACCUGAAAGUGUGGGUUGUGGGGGUGGAAGUUAACACAGAGAUUUCCAGCGGCCAGAGAACUAGUUUCACGUGGCCACCUUCUUGCCACCUAUUCCUGGGUCUGUCCCUCCAGCCUCUCCCCUCCCCUCCCCUCCCCAACCCCACCCCUGCAGCAUUCUUGUACAAAUGCCAAUGCCCUCCUCUCUCCCUGUGUCUACCACAUCUGUGUGAAAAAAGAGAAGAAACUACCAACGCCUUCAAAGCUCUAAAUUUCAGAAGCAAGAUAACAGCUCCCUUCUCGGUGCAGACCCAGCGGACCCCCAGCCUACGGUUUCUGCAUUGUCUUCAAACGCCCUGCCUUGAGGAUAGGCUCUGACUGCUUCCCACAUAGCAAGUAGAGAGAGGGGAGAGAGUGUGCAUGUCGCCAGCCUUGUUGCUUUCAUCUCCUGCUUCUUCCAAGAAUCACAGUUAAUGGGUGCGUUUUAAUAUCGCGGCAAUCUUGUGUUGUAAAAUGACCUAAGGUCACCCACGUUUCGGCGCCCUCAGCAGGGAAAGUGGGCUUCCCAAAACCAAGCUGCAGCCGUUGCACCACACUGGCUCUCACUGCUUCCCAUUGAACGUGAGCAGCGAAGCCAAGUAACGUUACUGCGACCUCAGUCAGUCACUCCUGCGAUGAGGCUUUGUUGCAUCAUGUCUCUGAGGAGUAGUCCCUCUGUAGUCCUGUGGCCAGUCUGAUGAAAUCACUUCCACUUGCUUUGUUUUGUGCAGGCAGGUCUCUUUGCCACUGGCAAUACUUCUGGCUGUGAGCACAGGUCUAGGAUUUUGGGGUAGGGAGAGGACAAAAUUCGCUCUGCUCCAUACAAGUUGAGGGAGAGCAGCUGUCCUCUGUGGAGCUCCCUGACUGAGCUGAUGUUCACAGCUCUGGAACUAGCAGUAGUUAGGCUUUCUGUGUGCUCAUUGUCCUCACGGAAAGAGGUGCAUAGAAUUCUUUAACGUAGGAAUUCAGUGGUCACUCUUCAAAACCAUGCACAAGUACAAGAACAUGCUUAGGAACCCUGCUGCUUCUAAUACAUGGAGGUUUGGUUGCAUUUCCCAAGAAAGUUCAUAAAAUAAAAAUGGCAAAAAUCCUCUUGCCUCUGUCCCAUUGUAAUACAGUUGCCUUCUUUCUUUCCCCCUUCCCCUUUGUGUCUUGUCGGCAUGGUGUCCUUAUUAUGCUUGUGCCAGAAAAGACGAAUUAUAUGGUGGAAGUUCUGAUUGCAGAUGCAUUUGGGGGAAAGUGGCGUCUUAUUAGGUGUAAAUGGAGCAGAAGAAAGAGAUGGUGGUAUUUCAAGCAGCACUGAACUCAGAGAACAGAAAAUGGAGUGCAAAACGAAUUGUGCUGCCUUCCCCCAAUCAUUUUGGUUAAGUUGUCUUUUUAAAACUUAACCUUGCAAACAUGAAGGCUAGAAACAUUCUCCCUUAAGAUUCUGUAGAAUGCAACACACGCUGCACUCUCCUCUUCUCUACCUCGCUUCAUUCCCUUGAAAAAUGCAAGCUCCUGCAGGCAGGGACUUUCUGCCCUGGUUUAUAUUACUCUGUAAAUGCAUUGUAUGUUGAUAGCACUAUAUAAAUAACCCAAAGCAGAAAGGGUGAUGUGCACGGAAGAGCCAGGGUACCACAAUAAAACAUAGAAUUUUGGAGUUGGAAGAUACUAUAAGAGUCAUCAAAGGGACGUGGGUGGCACUGUGAUCUAAACCACAGAGCCUAGGGCUUGCCGAUCAGAAGGUCAGCAGUUCGAAUCCGCAUGAUGGUGUGAGCUCCUGUUGUUCGGUCCCAGCUCCUGCCCACCUAGCAGCUCGAAAGCAUGUCAAAGUACCAGUAGAUAAAUAGGUACCGCUCUGGCGGGAAGAUAACCGGCGUUUCUGUGCACUGCUCUGGUUUCUCCAGAAGCUGCUUGGUCAUGCUGGCCACAUGACCUGGAAGCUGUCUGCAGACAAACACCGGCUCCCUUGGCCUAUAGAGCGAGAUGAGCGCGCAACCCCAGAGUCGUUCGCAACUGGACUUUUAACGGUCAGGGGUCCCUUUACCUUUAUGAGAGUCAUCUAGUUCAGCCCCCUGCAAGGCAGGAAUCUUUCAGCCAAUGUGGGCUUGGACCCAUGGCCCUGAGGUUAAGAGUCUCAUGCUCUGCUGACUAAGUGAUUUCAGUUCAUAUGCUCUAGUUCUGUUUUGUCCCUUGUUUUGCCCCCUCCUCCACCACCACCACUCUGGCCUGUUGUAGAAUAUGGGCCGUUUCAUGUACAGUGGUGCCUCGCAAGACGAAAUUAAUUCGUUCCGCGAGUUUUUUCGUCUUGCGGUUUUUUCGUCUUGCGAAGCACGGUGUCAGAAAAGUUUUGGAAAAGCUUCAAAAAUCACCAAAGUCUUCAAAAACCUCAAAAAAGGCUACCACACCGCGUGCUAUGAGUUGCUCCUCGAAGUCAAGUCGCAACUGUAUUAACGGUUUUAAGAAAAAGGAAACAAACUUGCAAGACGUUUCCGUCUUGCGAAGCAAGCCCAUAGGGAAAAUCGUCUUGCGAAGCAACUCAAAAAACCAAAAACCCUUUCGUUUUGCGAGUUUUCCGUCUUGCGAGGCGUUCGUCUUGCGAGGUACCACUGUAUUAAGCUAAACAUUAAUUCAUAGGUAGAUAGAUGAGUGGAUGGAUAGAUAGAUAGAUUUUUUAAAAAAUGUAUUGAAAUAUUUGUAUGCUGCUAUUUAAUUUUAAAAAAAUCAAAGCUGCUUAUACCAAUUACUGUACUACAAUUAAAAACUACACAAAAAUUAAAACAGAUCACUAGCUAUUACAAGGACAUGUGACAGUGGCAUAGGAAACUGCCUUCUAAGCCAGCCUACUGGACCAGUAUUCUCUCCCCUGAGAAAAGGAGCUCUCUGGGGUUUCAGGCAGAAAUCUUCUUUCCCAUCCCUGGAGAUGGAACCUGGGGCCUUCUGUGUGCUGUGCCACUGAGCUGUGACUCUUUCCCGCAGGUUACAGGGAGCUGGAAUUGGAUGUGGCUCUCUGUCAAGGGGUUCACUUUGUGGCAAGCCCUGUUUUUCUCCUAUGCAAUGCAAGAAGGAUGAUAGUGUCUUCUCCCUUAAUUAUUAUUCCUCUAUUAAUCUGAGCUGGUCUUUUUGACCUAGAUAGAGAAGAGGAAUAACUCGCAGAGAAAUAUCUCCCAAAGUCCCUGCCCCCAUCUACUUUCCAAGAAACCCUAAAUUGCUCAAUCUAAGCAUUCAUCUUGCAUAUCAAAUUGCGCCUUGAAUGUGCAGGUUUUCAAAGCGUUUGGAAUGUAUUUACUUUAAGGAGUGGGGCUUUCUUUGGCUACUAGCCUGAGUGGCUAAGUUUCCCCUCCACUGAAUGUGACUUGCAAAGAACCACAAGGGUAGAGUGCCCUGUUGCACUCGUAUCUCAGUGGUCAGCUUCCAAAGGUGUUUGGCUGGUCACUGAGAAGAGGAUGCUGGGCCAGAUGGGUCUUUUUGGUGUGAUCCAGCAGGGCCGCUCUUACAUUAUUAAGUAGCAGUUGCAAGGGGGGGGGAGAACAAAAAGAAGGGCGUGGAAGUGGAAGACAGGUGUGUCUUAGGGACUAAUGAAUGAUUGCUGUGGAAGAGGGAUAAAGGACUGUGCAGGCGACGAAUGGCCCAUCACUUAACCGCCAGAAUGCCUGCCAAGCCCUCACCAGACCUGGCCAGGUUUCCCAGCUUCACUCUGAGUGAGACCAGGGCAAUUUUUAACUUUUUUUAAGCCUAAAAUUCUUGGGACCCUUGCAUUCUGCGCUUGCAUACCAAGUUUUUGCUCUGACGCAAAGAUGCGUGGAAUAAAUUUUCAAAUUUCAACCCAAGGAAAUUGCUUGUCUCUCCGCAGAUUGCAAAGCAGGAUGCGGCUUAGAGAGUGUUGAAGAUUAACUUUGCUGGUGUGUGUGUGUCUUCUCUCUUCUCCCCCACCCAAAGCUGACCAAGAACGGCACCGUGGAGUCGGAGGAGGCGGAUGGGCUGACUCUGGAGGACGUCUCCGACGACGACAUAGAUGUAGAGAACGUGGAGGUGGACGACUACUUCUUCCUGCAGCCCCUGCCCACCAAGAGGCGCCGCGCUCUCCUCCGAGCCUCGGGGGUUCAUCGCAUCGAUGCGGAGGAGAAGCAAGAGCUCCGCGCCAUCCGCCUGUCGCGGGAGGAGUGCGGCUGUGACUGCCGGCUGUACUGUGACCCUGAGGCCUGUGCCUGUAGCCAGGCUGGAAUUAAAUGCCAGGUCAGUGGGGAAACCGCUAGGCUUUGGCCUGAAUUAUACCACACAGUCUUUGUCUGUCUGUCUGUCCCUUUGAAGUUGAACCGUGUCCAUUUAAGGUCUUUGUGACUGCGUUCGCCCUGAGCUUGCAAGGAGAAUCAGUUGUGCUCCCUAGUAAGUCUGUGUGCCCUGCUAAAUUAACACACUGGAAGGUCUUGUGGGAUCCGGUGGUGACACUUGGGCCUUCGCAUCUCUGAGGCAGAGAGAGAGGCAGUCUCCCAUUAUCUCAGGAAGAAUUUCCCCCAAUAGAAGGUAAUUGUUUCAGACUCUGUUUGGGUUUUGGGGAGAGAGGGGGACAGCAAGAUGAGGUGGAUCUUUGUUGUAGGGGAGCUGAAAGGGUUCCUAGGAUGAGCAGCCCUGGUUGCUAUUGAGCGAUAACUCUGUCCUUGCAGUCUGCAUGGUAUCCUCAUUAGUUACUCUGCAUGUGAGGUCUGCUGUCCCUCUGCUCCCCUCUGCUGGCUGCUUUCUGAAAUGAACAGAACACUUUCUCCAUAAAUUUGCAGCAUUUGUGCAAUUCUAAGCACAUGUUCAUGUUUCGUUGUUUUGUUUUCCAUUAUUCUGCUCCUCCUAUUCCUGUGGGGGAGCAUCAGGGAGAACUGUUCAGGAUCCACCAGAAAUCUUGGCUCUGUUUCCACCCCAUCCACCUUCUGAAACUUGUAGUAUUGCCUGUGCUCUUUUACGCUGUCUUUGCAUCCGUUAGAGCUACAAACUUGCCUUCUAAUUUUUAUAUUUGCUGAAAUGAAAGCUGAGAUUCUCAGGAUGCUGACCUCUUCAUCCAGUACCAAAUUCUAUGUUUUCACUGUGUAGAAUUGGUUGUGCAUGUUGUCCUUCUGUUCUAACACAGUCCUUCAGAUUGUGUGCAUUCUGUCCCUUCCUUAAUAUUUUCCCCCACGUGUGCAUCCUUUUCUUCUUCUGCUGGCCGCUUUUUAUGUGAUAAAUGUGCAGUUAUGGUGGGGUGGGGAGGGAGGUCUCAGAUAUUUCCCCCUCAGUGAUGUGCUUCCAAUGGAAGGAUAUGUAAUUCCCAAGCACUAAAGCCUGCAGCAUUUGAUCCCUUGUCCUGGCCAGCAGACCUGUUUUUUUCUUUCAGCUUCUAGAGAUUGGCUUGGGGAGGGGGCUGCAGGAUGGGGCUGCAUGCAGACCUGGCUGUCCUUUUGCUUACCAGCGGCAGCCUGCAUGAAUUUUGCAUGCUCCUCCCGACAGGAACUUGGCUUCUCUUUCCUCCCAGCCUCCCCCCCCCCCCCAAAAAAAAACCUUGGCUAGGCUUGCAUCAUCCGCUCCCUUCCGCAGUGCUCUCCGGCUGGGCCCAGUUUCACUGUCCCUCAACUUCCCCCACCCAGGUGGACCGAAUGUCCUUCCCGUGCGGCUGUUCCAGAGAUGGCUGUGGGAACAUGGCGGGGCGCAUUGAAUUCAAUCCCAUCCGGGUGCGGACUCAUUACCUCCACACGAUUAUGAAACUGGAGCUGGAGAAUAAGCGGCAGGUGAGCCGCCCCCAGACUCUGGAGGAGGAGGCCGCCGCCCCUCCCAGCUCCAGCGGCGAUUGGCUGGGGGCCCAGACCCCCGAGACGCAAGACUUCCAGGAGUUCAUGGCGGAGAACGAAACGGCGGUCAUGCACCUGCAGACGGCCGAGGAGCUGGAGCGGCUGAAGGCCGAGGAAGACUCCAGCAGCGGCUCCAGCGUGGAGAGCCUGGGGGUGUGCAUUUUGGAAGAGCCCCUGGCGGUCCCCGACGGGUUGUGCCCGAGCAUGGCCACGCCCAUCCUCAUCCAAGCCCAGCUGCCCCUGGGCUCCUCCGUUCUGUGCUUUACGGACAGCUCUGAGCAAGCCAGCUCAGCCGAGGGCGGCCAGGCCUACUUGAACAAUGGGCCGGUUGUGUACUAUCAGGUCGACCAAAGGUCGAUGCUGGGCGUGAAGGGCGAGAGCAGCGCCGAGGAGCCCGACAUUCCCCCUCGCUACCCAGACGAGAAGGAGCUGAGCGUCUACUCCGUCCCGGUGACCUCGCUGGUGCCUUGUGCCAGAGCCGCCGUCUCCGGCAGGGCGGAAGGGGGCAAAGCGGCCCUGUCCCUGGAGCCCCUCGCUUCUGAAAGCUGCCCGCCUGAGGUUCCUCCUCCGCCAAGCCUGUCAUUCCACACAAACGUGCCGCAGGACAGUUUGCGGCCCCAGAGUUUGGGGCAGUCUCCGGAGAGGGCCUGUGAGCUGCCCUCUUCGGAGGAGUGCUCCCUGGGACCUGCUCUGGCCGUGUGACCCAUCCCGACCCACUGUAGCUCUUAAUCUUGGAUGUCUAUUUAUUGGCAGAGAAUUUAUCUAACGGCCACAGGCCCCCGGGGGAUUAUUUAACGUGGGGCGUUGGGAGGGGGGGAGCGUUGAAAGAGGGACUGCUUUGUACAGGCUCACUAUGAAACGAACUACAUCCAGGGGGUCAGGGGUUUCUUCUACGGAUUGGGCAGCCUCUUAACACGGAAGCGCCUGGACCACGGACAGGAAACGGUCCAAUUGGAGCUGCUGCAAGGCAGGCACCUUAUCCCCCAUCCUGCAAGGACCAAACGUGAAUGUGUGUCAUGGAAGCAAUAGAGUGGCGCUGCCUUUUCUCCCAGAGCUUUUUGGGGGGAAGGGGGUAGAAGAGGACGUUGCUACUGCUACGGAAUAUCACAAAUCCAUACAUGCUGUGGAAUCUCUCUCUCUGGCCCCGAGUGCAGCUGCCUCCACCUGUACCAUUUUGUCAUCUUUCAGUACUCUGUCUUCUUGGAACUGUGACCUCCUUUAAUCCGCUUGAACUGCUCUGGCCAGUUGCACAGCUUUAGGCUCUUACAAACUCUUAUUUGUGUGACAUUUUUGCAGCCCUUCCUUCCCUCCCUAGGAGAACUUUUCUUCUCCCCCCCCCCACCCCCCAUUUUAAAUUCCAUAUGGAUUAACGCUGACCGUGACUGGUUACACCUGCAGUUUGGCAUGCAACUGUCCAUACAGAACCAUUGGCCUCUGGGAUCCCCCUUGCCCAGUGGCUUCAUCCCAAGCAGGCUUCCUCUCCGUCUUGCUGGCUCUGAAUGGGGUCCGGUGAGAUCGAUCAGGUUCCGUUGUUUCUUUCUUAACUAACAAACAAAAUGUGCUGAAUGUUUACUGGGACUUCCUAUGACACUCCAAUGUCCAUUCUGAGCUGGGGUUUUCUGCCUCUAUGAUGUUAAUCCCUUCUGAUUCUCGAACACUCAAUGCACUUGGAGCGGGGGGCGGUUUGAUCUUCUCAGUGGAGGUAAAGAUCUCAGUGGAGGUAAAGAUCUUGGGUGGACAGGGAGGUCCAGCAGAGUAAUCAUCCUUCUGCCCAGUCGUUCCACUAAUUUUUUUUCCCUCCUUCCCAUCAGCUGUUUCAAGACGUUCCAUUUUAAUUGCACGCUAGUUUGGAGGUGGAUCCGAGAGCUUUAUAUACUCCCUUGCUACUUGCUAGCACCCUAGCCUUCUGGAUGAAUCUGAAUAUGCAAUGCAACUGUAGCCGGCUGGGUUGCGAGCACAAGGGGUUAGGGUGCAAUAGGGUGGCAGUGGAGAAGACCUCCAAGCUGUAUAUGCAUCUCCUGAGAUCUGCAUUGCAAGGAAGGGGUGCAAUUAGCUGUUCUUAUUAGUCCUAGAAUGAAAGGGACAAGGUGGGGUAUCCUUAGAGCUGCCACGUUCUCCCUUGUCCUACUGAUGGUUCUCUCACUGCAAGAUAACAAAAGCACUUUCUGCAUCCACCCUCCCUGGCAUUCUUCUCCCCUAGUUUUUUUGCAGUAACAGAUUAUUGCCUUCCUCUGCAGUUCACUGUUCUGGGUCAGCUUGGGUAUCACCAUGGCUUCCGUGUGGUGUGCCUUUAGAUCAGGAGUGGCUUACUUAAUGGCAUUCCAGAUGUUGCUGGACUCCAGCUCCCAUCAUCCCUGACCAUUGGCUAAGCUCACUGUAAAUGAUAGGAAUGGUAGUCCCAGCAGCAUCUGAGACCCAAGGUUGAAGAACACUGCUCUAAAUACACCAGGUUAGCUCAAAACCAGCACUGAACUUUCCCUACUUUAUAAUCUCUUUCCUUCCCCAGACUGUUCAUGACCUCCAUUACUUACGUAAGCCCUUUGGGAUAUUUAAUUUCCUGCCAUUCAUUGCAGCCUUCCCCAUUCCAUUGCACUCUGGAUGUUUUUGGACUACAACCAGUGCUAUUUUUCUAGAAAAAAGGUGCCGGAACUCACCAUGAACGCCUCCCUUGUUACAACAGCAAUGGCGCCCACCUGGGAGGUGCCGGAACUGAGUUCCAUCAAGUUCCAGCUGGGGAAAAAGCCCUGACUACAACUCCCAUCAUCCCUAACCAUUGGCCAAGCUGGCAAGGACAGAUGGGAGUUGUAGCCCUGUCUGGAGGGCACCAGGUUGGGGGAGGCUGCCUGGAGGAUUCCCUAGGCAGUACAAGGCUGCUGUACUUAUAUUUAUUUAGAAGGGAGGGUGGAAUAUAAGCAUCCCAUGCAAGAAGCAUUCUUCCUUCAUCACUUAAUUCUAUCUGGGAGCUAACACAUGAGUACCCUUAAGAUGUAUGAAAUGCAUGUCGUCUUUUCAGAAGGCAGCUUCUUCCUAAACAGGACUACCUGAAACUGACCGCUGAGCAUCUGGCCGGUGUUUUGGAUAGUGGUUGGGGGAAGAGGGGCUGGUUGACAAGAACCCCAAGCCCGUGAUCCCUCUUAAACCAUAAAGGUGAUGGAGAGAGAACAAAACCAUUUUACCAGCAGCUGCAUCUAACCCACUUCUUUGCCUCCACCUUUAUCACAAUGAUAAAUGGUGGCUAAUAGAGAUGUAAGAAUUGCAGGAAUUUUGAAGCCUUGGUGGUGGAAACUGGUUCCCCCCCCCCCCCGAGGGGGGGUUAGAAAUGGAAGUUUUGGGGGCAAUUGAAAUAAGAACGUAAGAGCAGCUUUCUGGAUCAUGCCAAUGUCCCGUCUAGUCUAGCAUCCUGUUCUCACAGCGGCCAACCAGGUAAUAUGCAAUUCUUACCAAACCUACAUUUAUUUUACUGCUUUUAAUAACCCAAAAGGCAUAAUUUAUAACUUGGCUUAUAAAAUUUUACUCUGGGAUUUCCAGAGCAAUUCUAUGCAUGUUUACCCAGAACUAAUACUUUUUCUGUUUAGUGUUCCAGAGAUAAGCACACACGGAAUUGCUGUAGGCUGCCCAUCCCCUACGCACUUACCUGGGAGUGAGUCAGUUACGCCAAACCAAUGAGACUUAAUUCUGAGCGGUCGGGCUGCAAAGGAUCGUGCUAUGUUAUAACAGGGUGUCUGUGUCACUGUCACUUGAGGGGAGAGGGGAAAAGGUUGACCACAAGGGAAGGACUCGGUCAAAAGCAUAGGUGUAGAAUAUCCACUUCUACUGUGUUCAUAGUACACAUUUUGAGUGAGCAAAAACUUGCCUUAAAGCAUUUAAGUCAUUCCAAAAAAGAAAAUGCUUCAAAUUUCCAUUUUUCCAUCAGAAAGUAGACUCUAGGGCAAACCCCACCAUGUUUUUUCUGGAAAGUUUCCAGUUUGGGCUUUUUUCUGGACCUCCACCUCUCUAGUAACUAAGCACCUUUGCCAACCCAUUUGGAAAAGCCCAUCCUUCUGAAAUGGCACUAGCUCCCAGGGGGAUAAGGUGAACAGAAGCAAUGCAGUCCUGGAAAUGACAGCAACAGGGAGAGAGGUUUUUCUUUCCUUUCUUCCGGAACAGCUCCUGACCUCACAGUAAUAUUGCAGCCCAUGGAAACUUCACACUGCUGGGUUGAUGAGACUUCCGACCAGAUGGUGAGUAUUUAAGUAUAUAAAAAGGCUUUGGUACUUUAUAACUCCUCCCCGAUCUUCCUUUUAACUCCCAAGCUUUCCACCUGCUGCUUAGCAUCAAUACCGCACACCUGAGCUUCCUGCGCUUCGUCUCACAAAUAAGUACUUAAUUGCUGCCUCGCCACCUCCUGCUGCAGUGAACGGUUUGGAAACGGCGCCAAUGUGUGCAGGAGCCAGGCUUCUUUGUGCAAUGACUUUUGAAAUGGGGCAGGGAAGGGAGAAGAGGACCUAGAAGCAUCGGAACGAGAAAAGCCUUAAAAUGUCUAUCACAGUCCCAUUUGCUGCCUUGCGAAGCAAAGGGUGCCGUGCACACAAACGGGUGUCACUGGCCUCGUUGCUAGGAGUUCUGCUGCUAAUAUUUGGGGUUUUCUCCCAUGCUUCUCUACAACCAGGGCUUGAAAAAGGGGCACAGGUGACAUUGCUAGGUAUCCCCCCGCCCUUUCCAUACUAGACGUUUACAAAAUAAAAGGUGCUAUUAAAAAGCUGGCUUUAGUCUCAAAGGCAGUCAUUUCCAGAUGCAACCCUCUCUGUAAGCGUAUGUGUCUGUUGUGCUUGGAGAUUCACAGAGCAGAAGAGUUCUAGCAGGGGGGCAAGGGAUGCGCUCCCUCUACAAAGUUGCGCUGCCUGUCAUCCUAGGCCAAAGGUGCAAAGGAAGUAGGCUUGAAAUGCCCCCAUUAUAUAAACCUCCCCAAGUUCAUCAUAACACCACUGCAGCCUUUAUGGUGUGUGUCCAGUCCCCACCGUUCCCUGCCUUGUGGCGCGACUAGCAGUGUACACUCGCAGGGUGCACCAUUUGUAUCUCUGGCUUCCUGCUGAUGCGUGCAAGGCAAAAAGGACUCCCCCACCCCGCCAGAACACUUAAACACUUCCAGCUGGCCACUCCAGCACUGGCCUAGGAGCCAUGGGCAACUGUGGUGCAGUUGUGUCCUAAACGGUUUAUAUGCCUCACCACCAGCCCCUUAUAUUUGUAGCCUUUAAACUCCACACUGCACGUUCCUUUCUUUGGGGAUUGGCUGUGAUCAACUCUAAAGGAAGAGGUGCAAAUGGGACACACCUCGGCCGCUGGCAAAUUCUCACAAUUUAAGAACUUUGUUCUUUUGAGUGCUUUUAAGCUGCUGCAGCCCAUGAAUGACAGGUGGCCUGCUCUGCAAACGGAAACAACUUCGCACUUAAAUAUCUGCUUUUUGAAACUGAAAAAGGAAUUAUUAUGACUGACAUUCCAAGAAGCAGAGGGUGUUGAAAUAGGUCGAUAGAAACCCAUCUGGAUAAAACUGGCAUCGUGGACACGUACCCAGGCAGCAUCUGAAUUGCUGCAUCACUGUUGUCCUGGCCCUAUGCUCUAAUUGUGUCCAUGAGCCAGCAAAGCUGAUCUGACCUUUUGCGCCUGUGACCUUGGAAAAACAAAGCGUGUCGCCUUGAUGGAAGGACAAAGUAAAAUGGCUUUUGGGUGGGAUGACCUGGUUGCAAGUGAAGAAAAUAUAAAUCCUCAACUCCAAAUCAUGUUAGGAAAUGGAUCUGGUUUUCCUUCACUUGGCUUUUUUUUUUUAAGACUUUUUAAAACGCUGGUACAGCAUACCCAUACGAUGAGCUAGUGUUGUCGCAAAGCGAUCAAACACACACACUCCUCCUUUCUCCUCUCCCUGCCCCCUCCUCUUUUUUGGUGCUAGUGAACUGUUUACAUGGGAAUGGCCCUUUUACUACCUGUUUGGGAAACUCUUUAACUAGGCCCCAGUUUGAGACAUUUGGUACAAGCCCUGCCCCUUCAUCAGUCGUGACUCCGAUAACUUUAUAACUUGCUCUCCGCUCUCCUGCCUCACAUGGUAUACAGGUGGCAUUUUCAAUGUGAAUCCAAAGCUUGUCAGGUCCUCUACAUUUUGUUUUGCCUUUUAUGUUAUUUUCAUUGUGAUAAUGCUGUAUUUAAAGAGGAUAUUUAAGUGUAAAAAUAAAGAAAUGCUUGAACUUGC
Messenger RNA from Podarcis lilfordi (Lilford's wall lizard), 38769 nucleotides. The record is from the annotation of a GenBank genome assembly. NCBI's taxonomy places the organism in Eukaryota, Metazoa, Chordata, Lepidosauria, Squamata, Lacertidae.